AUCCAUCGACUCGCCGGUUAGACUACCAGCUACUCCUCCAGUCCAAUCAAUCAGCCGGCCAAAUGGAGAAGAUCAAACCGGAGCCGAUGCAUCACGUCGGGAAAGAGCCCCAAAUGCCUCCGUCCUCUCGUACCUCCAGUCUUCCAGGUUCGGAGAUCAUCAUGCAUGUCCGUAUCCUAGUACUACCUGGAUUUAACUUGCACAAAUUGAUAUGUGCCUGCCACGGCACGCCUUGUGUUGGUCCUGCCACGGCGAGCUCCCGGACAAGGGCAAGUGCGAGUCUUGCUUCCUCAAGACGGGCUACGGCUAUGCCUACAGCCGCUGCUUCGUCCCGACCAAGUACACCCGCUGCCUCGCCGUGGAGCGCAUCCUGCGGUCCAUCCGCGUCGCCUGCCCCAACGCCCGGAACGCCGGCGGCAGCUGCUCCGCCAGCAGCAUGCCGUACCACGAGAAGGCGGAGCACGAGCAGACGUGCGCCCCUGGGUUGCCAACGUCGUCGUCGUCGCCGUCGGUCGUGAAGAUGGGCCCUUGCGGCGGCGGCCCCGACGGCGACGCCUGGGACAUGGACGUCCGCGGCGGCGUGAACCGCAUCAUCAAGGUGGUUGUCCGCCACGAGGACGCUGUCAAUUCUAUCUCGGCGCUGUGCCUGCGAGACGACGGCCAUGAGGAGCAGACCAAGGUGUGGGGAGCAGCUUUUGGGAAGCGCUCGGAGAUCUGUCUGGACAAGGAUGAGUACUUGACGGGCGUGAAAGGCCGCUACGGGCAAUUCGAUGGCUGGAGCGUGAUCAGGGCGCUCACCUUCGUCAGCAACCGGCGCACCAUCGGGCCAUACGGCACGGACGAAGGAAUGGAGUUUGAGCUCCCUGCGGCCGGUGGUGGCAAGAUCGUCGGGUUCCAUGGCCGCUCCGGUGGGCUCGUCGACGCCAUCGGCACUUACGUCAAGAUGUGCUGACUGUUAACAUAUUCUGACGUGGAAGAGGUUGGGGACUCAGGAUGUCAUAUGCAAUGUUCAAACUAGCAAGUUGCUGCUUCUGAAUGAACUCUGUUAAUGUAGUAGUCGCAUGGAUGCUUGGAACCUUGUUGUGUGGUCUUCUGGCAUGGAUACAAGGAUGAAGGAUAUUGUGGUGAGCACAUGUGGACUCUGUUUUGCUAAUGUUUUAAAGCUUCCAGUUCCCGAACGAGUGCAGGCAUAAAUGGACUUUUGGAGUGCGAGGUGUGGGCGAAAUAGCACAAAUACUGCUUGCGGAUUAUAGUUCCAGGAACUGAUGUUGUUCUGAACAAGCAAGCCAUGGAUAAAGCUUCGUUCUACUCGAUUUCUGUCAAAUUUUCGUUACGCAGGAACACACACUCAAUGGUACAAUGACCCUUCUCUACAAUUAGCUGUCAAAAUUUUCCAAUCACAGAUCCUUCUUCGUCCUACCUACUGGUCUAUGGUGGAAGUCCAACAUCCAUUGCUUAUAAUUGGAGUACAGGGUCAAAAUAACAAAUUGUGAUAAGCAAGUGAACAUUAUCAGUGCAUCGAAGAAGAAGGGGAUACCUCUUUGGAGGCUCUAUCUGCAAGUAUACAAUGUCGAAUAGGAUCGAGCAUGACAACGGCUGCUGCUUAAUGAGCCCUGUUAAACAGUCUGUAGAGUGUAGACAUCCAUUCAUUCUGCACAAAAUGACAUCCAUUCAUUGUGCACAAGAUUUCUGUUGUUGUAUGCAAGAUCGUCGCUCGAUUGGCCUCUUC
Brachypodium distachyon (stiff brome) is the source of this 1729-nucleotide messenger RNA. RefSeq names its product jacalin-related lectin 3. Gene Ontology annotation, molecular function: carbohydrate binding. Lineage: Eukaryota; Viridiplantae; Streptophyta; Magnoliopsida; Poales; Poaceae. Bases 212 to 952 code for a protein of 246 amino acids. The record is from RefSeq and is a predicted model, not a curated record. The transcript has 4 exons.